This is a messenger RNA of Doryrhamphus excisus (bluestripe pipefish), 4711 nucleotides long. Lineage: Eukaryota; Metazoa; Chordata; Actinopteri; Syngnathiformes; Syngnathidae. The record is from RefSeq and is a predicted model, not a curated record.
GUGUGGAUUAUCCGAUGCAAAGCUGCUCGCCGUGGCUCCGCUUCGGGCUUCCCGAGCGUGCUUGUUUUUGUAGAAAAUGGCGUCAUCGCCCUCUUGUUUCUGCCCGGCCGCGGCAAAGCACACUUCCAGGGGGCUCCGGGCAGCCCUCACACGCCGCGUUUACCCCCGCGGAGAACCCACACGCCACCGACGGCGUGUUUAAAACCGAAAUGAGCGCUCGCAUCGGCUGCUAGCUGAGGCUUUCGUGUGGUGGAAGGACGCGCAAAGAUGGAAGGGUCACCGGUCCUGUGCGCCAAGCUGCCGCCUCUUGGAAAAAGCUGCGGGCUUUGGCGCACACUAGCCCAGCCCUUGUGGUGCUCGACGAGCCCGCACGGCCUGGUGGUGCCUUCACGUCGCUACCGCUGUGAGACUGGCUUGUUUAUGCGCGUUUCUACCCGCUGCGAGCUCGUCUUUACGCCGCACUUCCCUGCCAUGCUGCAGUCGCUACGAGGGGGGCCUCCACUCUGGCGUGAAAGGCGCAUUUUAACGUCGAUUCGAGCACGCUAACACGUUAUUGUGCCUCUUUAAUGCGCUAUAUAACCGCGCAAAGGGAGAUUUUCCAUACGAGGGGGGUGAUGCUAAUCGUGCCGUGCGCGCUGCCUCGCUGCUUCUUUACGCAAAAACACGAGUGGGGGGACGGUUUGCACAAAAGUGGGGAAGUCCGGCCGCUGCGCAACCACGGUGGCGCUGCUUUUUGCGCAGCUGCCCUAACCGCCGCCAAGCACCGACCAACCUUUUGUAAAUACUUGGGACUCUUGGGUACAAAAAAGGGAGCACAAUAGUCACCGCGCCGGCCCCCUUUAUGGCCUGUCAAUGCGCUCCUAAGUCCCACUUGGGCUGCCCCCCACCCCCUGGCGGAUCAGUGCAUGCGUCCUAGCUGCCACCCAAACGUAAUAAUAUCCCAAGUAAGUUUAAGAAGAGUUGCUAUUUAUUAUACUGCAAUCCUCAUCCCUGCUUAUCCGGCCUGCCAUUACACGUCACCCGGCUACACGCAAAGACCACGACACGGGAUGUGUCAUUUGCAAAUCACCCGCUGGUGUUUGCGUCACGGCCUCCAUGUCCACAGCAGGUUUUUACAGGUGAGCGUGUUGGCAGUGAAGGUGGCGUGUUGGCACCAUGGUGAAGGCCCAGAAGUCAUCUGGGAGGAAGAGUGCUCACUCUGUUCGCCAAGAGCCUGCGGAGGAAGAAGGUCCGCGCCGUUUAAGCAACCAGCACUCCUCCGACCGCCUCGGCGCUUCCGCUCCAUCCGAGACGCCGCCUAAAAACCCGAAAGACACUCCAAUGGAUGUCCACGCAUCCAAAGGUGACACCACAGCUCAGUCCAAACCCUUGUGGAGGCCCAUCCCUCCUCUGCUGCCGGAGCCCGAUAAGGGCGGCGCCCCUGACACCCGGGAGCAGAGCUGCCAGACUGAGGAUUUGCCGCAUCAGAGCACGGCGCCCAACCACAGCACAGGUCAUUGCGUGGAACCCGGGGACGCUCCUCUCCUGCAGCAGCCCCUGCACACGUCCAAGUCUGGAAUCCACCAGAUCAUUGAAUGCUUUCGUUCAGGCACCAGCCAGCUGAGGCACAUGCUGCUGAGGGAGGUGGACACCAUCUUUGAGUGUAAAGUGUGUCGCAGUCUCUUCCGAGGCCUGCCUAACCUCAUCACGCACAAAGAGUACUACUGCUUGACACGGCUGCCCGAGUUUGACGGAGAUGACCGACAGAGUGUGGCGCUUAAGGAUUUGACAGACAUCAUCUAUCACCGAGGCGACCGACCGGAUUACGUGGUCCGACUGGAGCCCAUCCAGACCACCAGCAAGGCUGUGUACCAGUACGUCACCACAGAGGAGGAGCUGGCUCGCUAUCCAUCACGAGCACCCAGUGCCAGAGAGAGUCCGGUCGCGUGGGAGCAAGAGUCGAUGGAGAUGGAGGCCGGCCAGCCUGGUGGUCCAGAGAGCCCAGGACAGAACCACCACAGCCAGGGAAAGAAAAAGCGGGAUGCAGAAGAGGAGGCGGCCAAACAGGAACCACCACAGGCUGAGGACGAGGAAUCCACGAGUGGGGUGGAGGAUGUGACAAUAUCCUGCUGUCUGUGCGGUCAGGACUUCAACUCGCGCCGCAGCAUCAGGCGUCACUGCCGCAAAAUGCACCAAACUAAACUGGAGGAGCUCCGGAAGUUCACGGAGACGCGGACCGUACCGACCAGCCUGCUGUCCAUGGUGAAAGGUCGGCCACGGGCUCGACCUCGGAGCACGACAGCUGGAAAGUCCUGCCACGUGUGCCACAAAGUCUUUGCCACCAAAACCAACGUGCGGCGACACUACGACGAGGUGCACCGCGGCCUGCGGCGGGACACCGUCACCGCCGCCACUCGGCCCGGCCAGCCGCUCUCUCUGGAGGCCACCCCUCCCAGGAAGAGCAACAGUGCGUCUCCACCGCGCGGCAGCAGCACCAAGUCAACUCCCGGUGGGCAGAAUCGCACAAAACCUCCGAGUCAACCACCACCCUCGAUACAGGCCAAUCAGGCGCCGAGUCGCUGCACGCUGUGUAAGAGGAACUACAGCUCCCAGCUCAUGUUGAAGAGACACAUGCGCAUCGUGCACAAGAUCUACAGCGUCAAAAGUAACCGAUCAGCGAAUGCAUCGUCAUCUUCCUCCUCCCCCGCCCCCGCAGCAGUCAGUGCAAACAACAGCAGCAUGCAGGCUAGCAACAGCCUCCAAGUCAAACAGGAAGUGGUCGAUGCAUCAGAAGACGAGGAGGACAUGGACAGUAGUCCGGCGGCAUCUCCCGCCCAAAGCACCGCGUCGAGCAAAUGUGCCGCGGUGGCCCCCGCAGCCCUGAAGGUGAAGGAAGAGGAAACGCCGUGGGCCACGAAGCCCCCGGCAAGCAGCGUUUCCGCCCCGAGCGCCGUCCCGAAAACCAAACUCUCCGUGGGUUUCGACUUCAAGCAGCUCUUCUGCAAGCUCUGCAAACGCCAGUUCAGCUCCCGCCAGAACCUCUCCAAGCACAUCGAGCUGCACAUGGACGGAAACGACAUCUUCAUCAAGUUCUACCGCUGCCCGCUCUGCCGCUACGAGUCACGCCGCAAGCGGGACGUCCUGCGCCACGUCACCGUGGUGCACAAGAAGUCCACCUCCUACCUGGCCAAGAUCAUGCCCAAGCUGGAGAGCCGAGCGGUGAAGAGGCUCGCCGAGGCCGUCCUCAACAACGCCAACCCCAAGAGAGUGGCCGCCGCCGUCGCCAAGGAGGAAGUGAACGGACGCCACACCUCCGUUUCCUCCCCGUGUUUGUCGCCUCCCGUCACCCGUAAGCAAGACUCCUCUGCGAACGCCGCGUCCUCUUCCACGGCUCCGCCUCCCGCCCCCGUCGUCUCUCGGAAACAGCAGGAAAUGUCAUCGCCAGCCCCCGCUCCGUCGCCGCCUGUCACGCGCAAGCAAGACAAGCAGCAGCCUCGGCCCAUCAGCCCCCCGAUGACCCGCCGCAGCGACAAGCACUCUCACCAGCGCAACUCCGCCCCCGUCUUAACGCCGCAAACGCGUCGCCACGACACCGACACCAGCGCCUCCGCUUCAUCUUCCACUGAAGUCAAGGUGACCAAGAACUUCUCCUUGCAUGCCUGCGACCAGUGCGGCCGUGCCUUCGCAAAGAAGGUGUACCUGGAGUCUCACAAGCGCAGCCACCGCAACGCAGAGUCGGCGGCCGCCAGCCGUCGGAAAGGAGUCAGCACACGCUCCAAAUCGCUGGUGUGAAGAACCAACAAACCGGUCCACUGGGUGGGGGACAAUGGACGCCAAAACAUUGGAAGGAGUUAGUGGGCAAACAUCCAAGGAAGCAAGACCACUAUACAGUUUUUUGUUGUUUGCAUACGAGCCAAAUAUUGCAUCAAUUUGUCUUGGAAUAAGGCCAGCCAUGACACAAUCUAGCCAGCAGAUGGCGCUUGCUCUCUACAAGGACUAUUGUGCAUCUUCUACUCACUUUAAUGGAUGAAUUCAUUACUUAUUUUAUUUCUUAACUAUAUAUGAUGGCGUGACCAAAGGCAAGGAAAAACCCCUUAAAAGAGUGUUUUGAUUUUUCUUACCACAGUACUUUUUGUGUUGAAAUGACUCCAUUUUGUCCACGCCCUCACCACGUUUAUAUAGCUGGACAUUUAGCCAACAUCAACUGGACUCUUACUGCGAUGUAUCUAUUUUUUUCCCCCGCGAGGACUCCACACAAUCUUAAAGCAGGUUUGCAUUCAAACAUACAUUUUUUUUUGCUUUGCAUCCUCAUUGCUUGGAUGGACACGGCAGCUUCCAUGAAGAGGAAGUGGGAUUAUCUUGGUUGGUGGUCGCUGAACAACACUGGACUACAGGAAGUAGUGACAUGUAAAUAAUGUGCAAAGAGAAAAAGCCAUUAAAUGGAACAAAGCUGGAAAGUUUAUUUUUAUAUCUUAACAAAAGACAUGUUAGUGCAACAAGGGAAGAUUAUAUAAGUUGUUCAUAUUAGUUCCAAUGUAAGCACCAUAGUUGAUGUGAUUUGCUUUCAAGGGAUGUUUUAUUUCAAAUGUGUGAGAAGAGAACAAAAAAAUGUCCAGGUACGCCAGGGAUUUUUCUUUACAUCAUUGUUGCAACCUUUUCGUAAGAAUGUGCACACUAAACACACUAAAUAAAAACAUCAAAUUUAAAAAGGGGCUUUUGUGUGACUUUUAAU